Messenger RNA from Daucus carota subsp. sativus, 2150 nucleotides. RefSeq names its product putative beta-glucosidase 6. The coding region runs from base 1304 to 1687 and encodes 127 amino acids. Gene Ontology annotation, molecular function: beta-glucosidase activity; GTP binding; GTPase activity. The record is from RefSeq and is a predicted model, not a curated record. Gene Ontology annotation, cellular component: endosome. Gene Ontology annotation, biological process: vesicle-mediated transport; carbohydrate metabolic process. The transcript has 5 exons. Lineage: Eukaryota; Viridiplantae; Streptophyta; Magnoliopsida; Apiales; Apiaceae.
GCGGAAAAAGCGAGCGGGACCGAGAGAGGAAGGAAGAGAACGAAACUGAGGUUAUCGUAAGCAUAGUUUCUCAGAUUUGAACUUGUUUCUGUGAAUUAUCGUGAGCAUCCAGCAGGACAUGUUGGGAAAAAGGUACUAAUUACCAUCAAUUCUUUGAUUUUGACUUGUUUUUAUGAAAAGUUGUAGAAGAUACAAGCGUGUGUAUGUUUUUUUGUAGGUUAGGUAUGAUUCGAUAUGCAUAUGUGUUUGUAAGAUUGAAUAAAUUUCAUAGUUCUGAUUCUGUAUACAAAUAAGCUAAUUAAUUUGAUUUUUAUGUGUGUUGUAAAAAAGUUUAGGGUUCAAACCAUAUUUUGUAAAAUUCUGAUUCUAGAGUAGAAGCAUUGAUGUAGUUUUGUAAAAUUAGUUUUUGUCUAAAUUUAGUUAAUACUUAUUUUUGUUUUAAAAUUAAUGUUCUGUAAUGGAAUCAAAAUUUGUGAAGUUGUGCUUCUACAGUAGAAGCAUGUAUAUCAUGUGUUUAUUAAGUAGUUGAUGCUGUGUGUAUAAAUUGAAGGUAUAAAUUAUGAUUCUGUAAUAGAACCAAAUUUCGUAGAAUUGUGAUUCUGUAGUAAGAGGUUUUUUAAAAUGAAGAUUAUGUGACAGAACCAAUUUUUAUAGAAUUGUGAUUUUGUAGUAAGAUGUGUUUUAAAAUUAAGAUUCUGAAACAGAAUCAAAAUUUAUGAACAGUAGAUAAAUUAUGAUUCUUUAAUAGAACCAAAUUUUGUAGAAUUGUGGUUAUUGUUGAAGAAUCAAGUGUCUGUAGGGAUGGACUAUGGAUCGUACAAAAUUUUCAAGUGCUAGUAGAUUUAAUUCUUUCGGUGCCUAAAUAUCCUUCUAAAUUAAGUGUCGCAUCCUCUUAUAAAUUGAAAGUAUCUGUUGACAUUUACUUACUUGACAUGUUCUUUUAUGCAUCACGCAGGUACAUGGGCAUGAUCAUUGGCAUUGGUGACCUGGAUCCCAUUCGUUGGCCAAGUUCUCGCUAGCGAUCAGUCAAGAUUUCACGUGGAAUGAGCUAACUAGCAGCAUAGCAAAGGAGUUGGGAAAGUCUUAGGCUAACCUGAGACUUCUCAGCUGCAUCACUUGCACCAAGGGAGAUGUACAGUUUCUCUGUCAAAGAAACAGAGGAAGGAGCCUCUUUCAGAGGCACCGGAGAAAUCAAAAACAAAGGAAAUGAUGGAGCAGCUGAUGAAUUGUAAUUUUUUUAAUGGGGAGUGGGUGAAAGAUGAUUCUUAUCCACUGUAUAAGCCUGGUUCUUGCUCAGUGAUCUAUGAACAGUUUAAUUGUCUUCUUAAUAGUAGGCCUGAUCAAGAAUUUCAGCAGUACAAAUGGAAGCCAAUGGGCUGCAGUUUACCCAGGAUACACAAAUGGAGCUAAUGGAGAUAUUGCAUGUGAGUAUCACAAACACAAGGAAGAUGUCCAUCUGAUGGCAGAGACAGGCCUAGGGGCAUAUAGGUUCUCUAUUUCAUGGUCAAGACUUUAUUCCGAAUCAGUAACAAGUGCAUAUUACCGCGGAGCAGUGGGAGCAAUGGUAGUAUAUGACAUGACAAAGCGGCAGUCAUUUGAUCGCAUACCUGGAUGGCUCGACGAACUCAAGGUGCAUGCUGACAAGAUUUAUGCUCAUUGGCAACAAAUCCGACUUGGGAAAUCUUAGAGCAAUACCAACUGAAGAUGAUCAGCAGCUCGCAGAGAAGGAAAAACUAUGCUUUAUGGAGACAUCAUCCCGUGAGGCAACUAACGUCGAGUCUGCCUUUCUGACGGUUCUAACAUAAAUAUACAAUAUCAUAGGUAAAAAGACCCUCACUGCUAGUGAUGUACUUUAUGCACAGUCUUUAACUCUCAAGGGAACCAGUAUAGUCAUUCGUGGCCAGGAGCGGAAUACUAGUGCAAGUAGUGGUGGCUGUUGCGCAUAAAUCUUUAUCUUUUUCCUUUAAGGUCUUGUUUUUUUACUUAGGAAUAUAAGUAUGUUAGGUUAGGAUAUUACUAUUCAAACGGAAAUUUUAAAAUUUUCAACCAAAAAGAUUUUCUGCAAUGUAGCCAAGCCAGGCUCAAAGUAAGUCUUUUUUGUUUGUACAAGAUCAUUAGUAUAUAGUGUACGGUUUCUUUUAUAAAUAGAA